Molecule: messenger RNA, 3518 nt
Organism: Micropterus salmoides (largemouth bass)
Lineage: Eukaryota; Metazoa; Chordata; Actinopteri; Centrarchiformes; Centrarchidae
Product: nuclear factor 7, brain-like
Exons: 1
Coding region: 239-1672 (477 amino acids)
Biological process (GO): protein ubiquitination
Molecular function (GO): ubiquitin-protein transferase activity; zinc ion binding; protein binding
Source: RefSeq, a predicted model, not a curated record
ACACAUUGAGAGUCAGACAAAACCACCACUUCCACUGAGAGAGGACAGCUACAUGAGGGAUUACUGGGAAUACUGGUAUUCUGGGAUAUGACCACUUCUACAUGCUGCCACAAACUGAGUUUGACAAGAACAAAGAGAAGUGAAGGUAACUUUCAGGAACGUUACUGAAGGACGGAGUGGCUGACUGUUUCCUGUCGGAGCGUCUGCUGCUGUGACUUCAGCUUCACUCAGAGACUAAAUGGCUUCCAGAUUAGAGGACGAUCUCUGCUGUCCUGUCUGCCAGGACAUCUUUAAAGAUCCUGUCAUCCUGUCAUGUAGCCACAGCUUCUGUAAAGGCUGUCUGCAGAGCUGGUGGACAGAGAGAGGAAGUCAGGAGUGUCCAGUUUGUAAGAGGAGACAUUCAAAGGACGGACUGCCUCCUAACCGGGCGUUAAAGAACCUGUGUGAGAGUUUCCUGCAGGAGAGAGAUCAGAGAGCUUCAGAGGCUCUCUGCAGUCUGCACUCUGAGAAACUCAAACUCUUCUGUCUGGACCAUCAGCAGCCAGUGUGUGUCGUCUGCAGAGAUUCAGAAAAACACAGCAACCACAGAUUCAGACCCGUCGAUGAAGCUGCACGACAACACAAGAAGGAACUUCAGGAAACUCUGGAGCCCUUAAAGGAGAAGUUAAAGGUUUGUAAACAAGUUAAAGUGAAGUUUGAUCAAACAGCAGAACACAUGAAGGUCCAGGCCCGACACACAGAGAGGCAGAUUAAGGAGCAGUUUAAGAAGCUUCAGCAGUUUCUAGAAGAUGAACAGGUGGUCAGGUUGGUGGCACUAUGGGAGGAAGAGGAGCAGAAGAGUCAGAUGAUGAAGGAGAAGAUGGAGGCUCUGAGCAGAGAGAUAGCAGCUCUUUCAGACACAGUCAGAGCCACAGAGGAGGAGCUGAGAGCUGAAGACGUCUCAUUCCUGCUCAGCUACAAGGCUGCAGUGGAAAGAGUCCAGCAGCGCCCCCUGCUGGAUGAUCCACAGCUGCCCUCAGGAGCUCUGAUAGACCAGGCCAAACACCUGGGCAACCUGACCUUCAACAUCUGGAACAAGAUGAAGGACAUGGUCUCCUACACUCCUCUCAUUCUGGACCCAAACACUGCUUUUCCAUAUCUCACCCUGUCUGAAGAUCUGACCAGUGUGAGACGAGGAGAGGAACUAGAGCUUCCUGACAAUCCAGAGAGGUUUGUAUACAGCUGGUCUGUCCUGGGCUCUGAGGGCUUUAACUCAGGGACUCACAGCUGGGAUGUCGAGGUUGGAGACAGUACAGACUGGAUACUGGGUGUGUUAGCAGAGUCUGUCCAGAGGAAGAGUGACAUACUGUCUGGAUUAUGGAGUAUGUGGUCGUAUAACAGUGAAUACUCAGCAGUAUCCCCUUCAGCUCCAUCCACUGAUCUCAGAGUGCAGAAGAAGCUCCAGAGGAUCAGAGUGAAUCUGGACUGGAACAGAGGAAAGCUGUCGUUCUCUGAUCCUGACACUAACACACACAUACACACCUUCACACACACUUUCACUGACAGGAUGUUUCCAUUUGUUAGCACUUUGGAUUAUCGCCCACUGAAGGUUUUACCAGUGAAGGUCUGUGUGACUGUAGAACAGAAACAGAAGGUGGGUUUGAGACCCUGUGGUUUACGUUUGGAUCAUUGAUUAUAUAUUUAAAGUGAAUUUUCUGUGUAUUAGAUCGGCAGCUAAAACUUGAAUGACUUGAUUGAUUUGUUUAUAGAACUGAAGUUGACAGAUGUGAGGCUUUUACAUUGUCAACCGUCAUGUGUUUCUGUGCUGCUGCACUCAGUAGAUUAAAACUUCUCAUCUCAGGGCUUCCAAUACCAACGCUUUCAGACAGAGUGACAAAGCGUAGUUAUUUGAUGCUAAAGGUAGGCUACCCUUUAGCAUCUGUGUGAGUCGGCCCUUGAUGCGUCUCAUGCAGAACGGAAGUGCUACCAUAACCAUCGCCAUAAAAGCGUCGGUAAUGACGCGCUGAGAUGAGAAUGCGUUGAUAUUUUCCUAAACCUAACCAAACUGCGACGUUUCACAAUGUUUCUAACCAGAUGUUGCAUGUUUAGUCUUGCUUAAUUGAUUGUGGAGGCCUACAUGUACAACAGCGAGGCUUAAAAUGUGACGACGAGGGGUCUUGACAAAGCGUGACGCCCUAGGAAAUUGAUUGAAAAACAAAAUAGAUGAAGAGUGACAGGCAUGUAUCUCAUUAGUCUGUUUGCUAUUUCUAUUAUUUGAAUCCAUACGUGGCUUAAUGUUAUGUGUAUUAUUGUAUGCUGAUGUGUAUUUUGUGUCAUGGGUACUAUUGGUUAUUUCGUUGUUUAAAUGGUCUCCGUAAAAUAAAUAAAUUUGUCAGCAGUAUAGUUCCAGUUUAGAGUUUAAAGUUUCAACCUUUGUUAUUUGGAACAAAUGUGGUGGUUUAUUAUCAGAAAACCAGAUUGACUAACUUCAGUAAAAGUGGCACAUGUGACGCUGGGACAUUUGUAUCAUGUGUGGACAGAAGAAAAGACCUUUUUCACUGUGUUUGUAAUAAAUUAAGUUUUAGAGGGAGAUUAAAUAGCUCUGGAGAAGUGAGUCAUUUGAGAUUAACACCCUGAUAAAUAUCUCACAUGUAGAACAGAUGGAGUAUUUACAGUAUAUAUUAGGGCUCCGUAUUGAUAAGGACCUCACGAUAAGAUUAUAUCACGAUAUAUAUAUUACGAUGUCAUACAUAUUGCGAUGCACUGCAAUAUUCACACAAAUGAUUCACUGAAAUCUUUUAAAAAUUGAGCUGAAAAUACAAUUUGCUAGUCUAUUAAUUAAUUAAUCUGCACAUCACAUAAUAUUGAUAACUCAUCCUGUUAAGUGAGUUCGCAAGUUUGUUGUUUUCCCUGAAUACUUUACUGUAGUAUAUCAAAACAAGCAAAUGGCAUUUGUUUUAUCUAAAUCAUUACUCCCUGUUAUGUUUUUAAACUAGGUCAAAGGUCAGCUUUGAAAUAUGAAGUCACUGCGUUAAUAAUUUCUGCGUUUGAAGUAUUGGCAGCCAGCCCACAGUGACAUUUUAAAUCAGUUAAAAACUUGAACAAUGAAUUGAUGAUUGAACUAUAUUCUUAAUUUCAUAUAUCCAUUCCCUGUCUUAUAAUAUAAAAAUCACAGUGUUCAGGUGUAUCGUUUUUUUUUUGUACAGCAGUUGUGUACUGUAUAUAUUUAUUUCCUACAUUUUUACUUUUGCAAUAUUAAAGUCUUUGUCUUACAUUCUCUUUUUCUUAUUUACGUGUGUGACUUUCUUUGUUUGAGUCUGUUUGAUUCUCUUCACUGUAAAUAUGCAUAUGACAAAUAAAGAACUUUAAAGUAGUGUUGUUUGUUUUAUAACAAAGUAUUUGAAAAUGGAGAUUUAUUUGAUGUGAAUAGAUGUAUAAUAGAUUAUAAUUUAGGUUUGCAAGCUACAAAAUGCAUUUUUAUUAGAAUUAUGAAGGUGUUAAAUAUGAUAAGCUAAUCAGUGAUGAUUGAACUGAAUACA